Molecule: messenger RNA, 4439 nt
Organism: Orbicella faveolata
Lineage: Eukaryota; Metazoa; Cnidaria; Anthozoa; Scleractinia; Merulinidae
Product: DDB1- and CUL4-associated factor 1-like
Biological process (GO): protein ubiquitination
Cellular component (GO): Cul4-RING E3 ubiquitin ligase complex; nucleus
Molecular function (GO): protein binding
Source: RefSeq, a predicted model, not a curated record
UUUGUUAUUUUUAAAGCUUCGUUUUCUCGUGGCUUUGUUUAGUCCCGGGGAAGUUCAUUUUACACCCAUAAGCGUGAAAUUCACGCCGUGCGGAGCCAGAAAGGCUCGCUGUCUUAACAGAUCUGUUUAUGCAGUAGUUCUACGCGCGCUCUAUCUCGUCGUAUCGUAAUGGCGGGAGUUUCGAUCUUAUUCAUUCUUCUCCGUGUUGUGGAAGACGAAAGGAGGCUUUAGUUAUUAGCCAUGGCUGCCUUGGAUAGCAUAUCUGAGCUUAACACCCUUUUGGAUAACUGGAGAAGGGAAGAUCAAGAAAAUUCUUCGCCAGUUAAUACGCUUCAAAGGAUAGCAGAGUUGGUUGAGCGUGAGAACGAGGCUUACCAUAAACUAGACCCAGAUCCUUUUGAUGACCGGCAUCCAGGUCGAGCAGAUCCUGACUGUGCCCUGGGUCAUCUCCUUAAGACAUUAUUCAGGAAUGAUGAAUUCAUGGACAAGCUUGUAAACUCGUACAUCAUGAGCACAGUGGAAGAGUUUGAUCUCAACUGCAUUGCAGCAAGAGUUCUGUUGAAUGCCAUGCCUGGACUUGAGAGUGCCGCAGUGUUCCAGGAUAUGGCAAGUUUAGGAGAAGUGGUAACAUUGAAUCACUUCUCUCAUUUUUCUAGUUUAAAUGCCGAAGAUGUCUGCAAGGUACCUUGUGUGCUGCGUCGGUUGCACAUCUUAAAAGACUUGCCAGACCUGACACAGCCUGCAGUAACAGACCUUUCUAGCAGGGUUAUCCUCAAGGCAAAGUAUAGCAGGAACAGGGCAGACGGUGGUAGCAGUUUCAAUUACAAGGUCAAGAAAACAGGCUUGGCCGAGCCUGGACCGUCAAGUAACACACAGCAGACCAGUGAAAUAUCCAGUCUGUGCAAUGGUGAAGUGUCAGAUGACCCCAGCAGCUACAGCGGGAAGGGUAAGAGUUUGCUACCAACAAGAUCCUCGCCACUGGUAAAGCCAAGCAAGACAGCCCGUUCCUCAGGCAGUGCAAUGUGUGUUCCUAAGGGAGGAUACCAUGUGAUUCCUAUGUCAUUUUCCCUCUUCCCCUUGACACUUGGCAUGCAGCAGAGGCUCAUCUUGCAAUAUCUGACUCCACUGGGAGAAUAUCAGGAGUUGUUGCCAACUGUGUUUGAAACAAAAGCUCUGGAUCUUGUAAUGCACUACAUCACAUUCAAGGGUCAAGUUGAUGUACAACUUGUCUUUGAAGCUCUUAAGUAUUUAGCAUCCCUUCUUUGCCACAAGAAAUUUGCCACAGAAUUUGUCACCCAUAAUGGUGUCCAGCGAUUAUUGGAAGUGCCACGCCCAUCAGUUGCUGCAACAGGAUGUUCCAUGUGUUUGUAUUAUUUGGCUUACAAUGAGGAUGCUAUGGAGAGGGUAUCUCUUUUACCACACCCUGUGUUAAGUGACAUGGUGAAGUAUGCGUUGUGGUUGCUGGAAUGCUCUCAUGACUCGGGCAGAUGUCAUGCGACUCUGUUCUUCUCACUUACGUGUUCAUUUCGAGCAGUGCUGGAACUUUUUGACAGCAAUGAUGGCCUGCGAAAACUGGUGAACCAGCUAAGCACACUUGCCAUCCUUCGUCCUGAUGAAGCUGAACUACUGAGUGACGAUGAAGUGUUUGGCAGUCGACAGACAGCAAAACACACUUGUAUGGCCCUGCGACGAUACUUUGAUGCACAUCUCCACAUCAGAGCAGAUGCACUGAGGAGAUCUAUUGCAAGAAAUCAGGGGGGAACUCCACCUGUCCCAGUUCCUGCCUAUAAGGCUGCAUCUCUGUCUCACAGUAAUGUGAUGGAUAACUGUCAGCUGAUGUUAGAGUAUGCCCCACCUACACUGCGCUGGGAGCCUGUUGAGAUGAUGACCAAACUGCAAGGAUUUACAUUACUGCUUCAGCUAAUUUCUCUGUCAUCUGACUGGGGAGUGGCAAGCAACAGAACGGAUGCCAUGCGCUUAGCAGCAGACGUGACCCGCCUGGCGUUAGAGAUGUUGUUUGUGCUGACAGUAGUACCCAAAGCUCAGCUGGCGCUGUGUGAGGAAGUUCAACUUCCCUCAGGAGAGCAACAGAAAGGAAUGAGGUACUCUUUCAAAUUGACCUUAAUCUUACAUUCAGUAUUUAAGCAUUUACAUCUAUCCGAGAAGACAAGGAAUGAGUUCAUUGUGAGCAGCUCCUGCAGUACUGCUCAGAGAUACACGAACCAUCGAACGCGUUUUAAACUGGGAGAAAGGUCUUUUUCUUUUUUGUUAUGUUUAGUUUUAAUGCGGGAACCAGUCAUUGAAGAUAAUGCCUCUGACCAUGCACUGUUCUGUAAAUAUGCGGCUGAACUGUUAGAGAGAGUCACUGGUAAAUCACUUGCGACUUCCACUGCUGUGCCGUCCCUGUCCAGAAUAACUAAGGCUGAUGUUGUUGCCCAGACACACAUUUCAUAUCCCGCAAAGGAACUACUACAGCUUGUCCAUAGUCAUCUCACUGCUCAAGGUUUGUUCUCUACGAUUGUGUACGUCUAACGUCUUGUGAGAGGCAUGGACGUUCGUUUUAAUCACACCUCAAGCCUGUCUACAGUGUCCACAGGCGCCAGCACGCCCGGGACCCCAUCAUUAACACGCUACAGGUUUAACGACCCAGGAACUCCCGUAGAAAAGGUAAAUAUCCUCAAACCAAGUGGACGAUUUAAACCUCUCAGAGUUAUUCGAGACACCGAGGAAAACAGCCUUUUCACUUGUGCCUCAUUUUCGCCCGAUGGCAAGUCGGUUUUACUUGGCACCCAAAUAGGGGAGCUAAAGGAGUACAACUUAAUCACAGGACAGGUACCCUCUUGUGACCGUGAACUGUUGUUAACCUCCUCGUCAUCUGACUUGCCUCCAUGCGCUCUUUGGACGUUUGGAGACGUCUUCGAAAUGAAUACAGUAUUUUUNACUCUACACGACUCCAACAACACCAAUAACUAUUCAAAGAACCUCGCUUCGUUCAACCCGACAGACGACCUGGUACUCAAUGACGGUGUAUUAUGGGAUGUCAAGGGAAAACGGGUUAUACACAAGUUUGACAAGUUCAACAACUUCGUCAGCGGCGUCUUUCAUCCGUCGGGACUUGAGAUCAUCAUCAACUCGGAAAUUUGGGAUCUCCGUUCGUUUCACUUACUUGACACCUGCCCAUCACUGGAUCAGUGUCAUGUGAUUUUCAACAACAGUGGUGACGUCAUGUACGGUGUAAAGCAUCAAUCCGAUCCACUGGAAAUACCCUUGGCUUCCAGGCUAUUAGGGCCGUAUGAGUCAUCCUUUAGAACGUUCGAUGCAACAGACUACCAACCAAUUGCUACAAUUGACGUCAAGAAAACGAUAUUUGACCUGUGUACUGAUGUUACUGACAGUUUUGUGGCCGUUAUCGAGAACCAGGCCAGCACAGAUGAGAGUGUUUGUCGCGUAUACGAAGUUGGAAGGAUGCGGAGGGCUGAUGAAGAGGACGAGCAGGAAUCCGACGAAGGCGGUGAGGAGGACGAUGACGUCGAUGACGAUGAUGACGAUGACAACGACGAUGACGACGAUGAUGAUGACGAUGAUGACGAAAUAGAAAUCACGAUUUCAGGAGAUGACGAUGAUUCGGACGAAGAUAGUGAUACACUGGUAGCGUUUUGAAGGACUGCAGCUUGACCGUGCCUCCAGAGAGGACAAUUCAGGUCACAGAGAAUUUGACAACAGGAAGGGAAGGUAGAUGGAAGCACGUCAACGUCAACGUUCGGUUUUUAAUCACCCGUCUCAAACGAAACAAAUCAUAAAGUUCCGUUAGUUUUUACCAUGAAUUUGAGAAGCUCAAAACCGUGACCAAAUAACAGGAUCCUCGACGAUAAAUGAUAUGAUUUUGUAGGCAGCACUCGUUGAGUGGCACAAAUCCAUCUGGAAGUGACGAUGGGCAACAAUGGGGAGGGAAGACGGCGAUUACAAAAUAAAAUUGAAACCUGAGCAUACUUUAAAUUCUUUUUGCAAGACGACCUCGUACAAGCCGCUCAGUCCUUGCCUUUGUCGACAGCAUUCAACCCGAACGACUUUCAGGAUUAAACCAAUAUGGCAAAAAAAUAAUUUUUAUGUAUCAUUAUUCCGACACAACUUGUAUUUUAUUUUUAAGGGUGAGGGGUUUUUCUCAAUAUGUUGGAUACAUAUCUCAGACUUGUACAUACUGUUUGUACUUCGGUUGAAUAGAUGUAUCUGAGAACAUCUUGAAGUUACUACCUCGUCUAUUACUGACGUUUACUUUUCUAUGGCAACCGUAUUUAAGACUUCAACAAAAAUUCAUAAUUCCCCGCUUUAAUGAAUGGUAUUUCCACAUUUUCUGAUUGCAUAGUUUGUAUGUCUUUCUACUUUAGCUAGCAACGCUAUUUGAGGAAAGGUUAAUUGAAUUUAGUCUAAAAUUACCACGA